Dictyostelium purpureum is the source of this 963-nucleotide messenger RNA. RefSeq lists its product as uncharacterized. The record is from RefSeq and is a predicted model, not a curated record. The transcript has 2 exons. Lineage: Eukaryota; Evosea; Eumycetozoa; Dictyosteliales; Dictyosteliaceae. The coding region runs from base 1 to 963 and encodes 320 amino acids.
AUGAUAUCGUUUACAACUCAAAGUAUAAAUGAUUUAUUUAGUUCAUCUUUAAACUAUUCAAUCCCAAUUGGAUUUAUUGCAAGAAAUGAAAGAGUAUUGGGUAAAGAAGAAAAUGAAAAAAUUAGAUUUUAUACAGAAGAGAUUACCUUAGAUUCAAGCGUUUUUAUAUUUAAAUCAAAAAAUCGUAUUACUUUUGUGCAUAUUGACUCAAACUAUGACGAUAGAAUUAACUUAGAAAAGAUUGAGGAAGAGUUACAAUACGUUCUCAGCGACAAAGAUAAUGGUGAUGAAAUGGUUAUGGUAUUCAGAUGCUUUAAUAUCCCAGUUAGAAAAGAUGCUGUAGAAAAACAAAGAGAAACCAACUCCACCGUCGAACUAAUUUGGAUUGAUAUUCAAAACAAACUUAAAGAAAAAUUAAAGGGAAUCAUCGAAUUUAAAGAAAUUAAUGUUGUUGAAAGUAUCAGUAUUUCAUUAUCAGAUAAAGCACCAAUUCUUCAAAGAAUUCCUGAAGAGUAUUUAAAGGUUUCAAAAAUCAAUCAAUCUCUUUUAAACUCGAUUUCGAUUAUCAACGACUUUGUCGAUCCAGCUAUUCAAUUAAAGGGCCCACCAAGCAAUAUUAUUAUCUUUGAAAAUGGUUUAUGGAACGAUCAAUUAAUCUCUCAAAUGACAACCCCAAACACUUUAGCCAACGAAUUCCUUUUACAAGACCCAAACCAAUUUGAAAAAUAUUUAGAACCAUUUUUAAAAAUUCAUAAUUCAAUCGACUCUACACAAUUAAAUAAUUUUAUAGAUCAAUUAUUCCAGGCAAUUAAUAUUUAUAGGGGCUCAUUAAAUUUAGGGUCAAUAAAAAAAGCUAAAGUUGGUCCCAAUGAUAUUUGCCCAUGUAAAUCUAAACAAAAGUUUAAAAAGUGUCAUGGUUCAAUUAAAAAUGGUAUCAUACGUAAAACAUAUUUAGAGUAUUAA